CUCGGUUUUCAUUUUCCCCACGAAAGCAACAACGCAAGACAACGGCAAAGCAAUAGGCAUCGAUGUGGGCGGGGAUGCAACGCUUCGACUGGCUACAACUUCAAGUUGGCUGGUCCGUUUCUGCUCUCUGCUGUCAUCGAUUGCAACAGCCAUCUCCGACGAACAUCUCUGUGCUGUGCGAGCUCCUCACGGCGAAUCGCGUGCGCCGCAUCCGAAGCACUCUCACGCCGUCAUGUUUUCCGAUGCAAAGGAAUCUCUCAUCAACAAGAACCAAUCCCUCCAAGACUACUAUGCCUCGCUCGAAUCCAGAAUCGGGUACAGAUUCGUGUUGGGGGGAACACGACACUUCGGAUUCUAUACUCGUGGCACAUACUGGCCAUUCCCUAUUGGCAAAGCUCUCAGGGCUAUGGAGGACAAUCUCAUCGGUACACUGGAUCUAGAGAAGGGGUCGAAGGUGCUGGACGCGGGAUGCGGCGCCGGAUAUGUUGCCAUCCACCUGGCUACGGCAGGCUACCAUGUCCAUGGAAUAGAUGUCAUGGACCAUCACAUUAUUAAGGCACGACGAAAUGUCGAGACGCGGGGACUGGAAGGGAAAAUCACGGUCACGAACAGCGACUACCAUCAUCUCGACGCUUUCGCGGAUGAUAGCUUCGAUGGCGCAUACACAAUGGAAACUUUCGUCCAUGCAACCGAACCCGAAAUCGCGGCUGCAGAAUUCUUCCGUGUCAUUCGACCUGGAGGUAGUAUCGCCAUGUGCGAGUAUGACCACGUCGACUUUAACACUCAACCUGAAGAGGUCGGCGAUUCGUGGACGACCAUUAACAAGCAUGCCGCGAUGCCGGCGUAUGAUCUUUUUCAGCAAGGUGUGCUAAAAGGCAUUCUCGAGGAAGUUGGGUUCGAAGAUGUCGAGGUUAAGGAUCUGUCAGAAAAUGUUCUUCCAAUGUUGAGAUUUUUCUACAUCCUAGCUUUUAUCCCAUACCACAUUAUUGCGUUUCUGGGACUCAAGUCUUAUUUCAUAAACACAGUGGCUGGUUAUGAAGGAUAUGUUUACAGAGAUGCGGUCCGAUAUAUAUCCGUAUCUGGAAAGAAACCUCUGGCUGCGGGCGAGGUGGAGCCAAGCGAGGGAAAGAAGCUUCGAUGAAGGAUUGGAAAUUUUCGAGGGCCUGCCAGAGUGCUGCUGAUGAUGCAGCGACCAAAACCUUGAAACUUGCCCGCCAUUAUAGACCUUCGGGCAAGAAAGAGCCAGCAGCACAGCACUAUCAGAUGUCGUUCCAAGGACGCAAUAAUAAUAUCCAUAUGUACCAUAAUCAUCUAGCCCUCGGAAAAGUAAGUGCAG
Molecule: messenger RNA, 1336 nt
Organism: Hyaloscypha bicolor E
Lineage: Eukaryota; Fungi; Ascomycota; Leotiomycetes; Helotiales; Hyaloscyphaceae
Product: S-adenosyl-L-methionine-dependent methyltransferase
Exons: 1
Coding region: 233-1141 (302 amino acids)
Biological process (GO): ergosterol biosynthetic process
Cellular component (GO): endoplasmic reticulum
Molecular function (GO): sterol 24-C-methyltransferase activity
Source: RefSeq, a predicted model, not a curated record